Adineta ricciae is the source of this 1590-nucleotide messenger RNA. The record is from the annotation of a GenBank genome assembly. NCBI's taxonomy places the organism in Eukaryota, Metazoa, Rotifera, Eurotatoria, Adinetida, Adinetidae.
AUGGCCGAUGAUACGUCAAGAAACGUUUCGUCUCUUCAUAGUUCAACCGCAACGUCGAGUAGUUCGAAAAAGGAUAUAGAUAUCUUCCGUAAACCACUGCCACCAGUCCCUGUUGAACAGCAAACACCAUCUUCGCGUCGACAGAAGCGCAAAAUACUUGCUGAAGAAGAAUUCGUUCGAGAUUUGGGACAUAUUAUUGAACGCGAUUUUUUCCCCGAUAUAAAACGUUUACGAGCUCAAGCAGAAUAUCUGACAGCUCUCGAGAAAAACGAUGUGGUUACUUUGAGAGAAAUGCAUGCAAAGUAUAGUAUUCAUCGUGGUCCAAGUCCAUCUCCAUCAAUGAUGGGUAUUCGAGAUACGCCAUCGAGUUCUUUUGAGACACCGAUUAAUAGAGUACGUGAUACGCCGAAAACAAUAAAAGAUGAUGAACUGGAUCAAGAUGACUUAUCUUCAAAUGGUAGAAAAUCUCGCGGCAAUGACGAUGAUUUCGAUAAACAGUCUGUGUCAUCAACAUCGUCAGUAACAAAAAAGCCACGUGAUCUUCCACUUGAUCAAUACUUAGCUAUAAACACCAGUGAAGAUAAUCUUUCAUUUGAACAAGUGAUGGAAGAGACAGAGAAAAAAGAACGUGCCAAAGUUCAUCAAGCUUGGCUUUACGAACAACAAGCAUUAACGCAUUCCGGUAAUAAUGGUGCACUGGCUCCGAAUCUCCCGGUUCCAUCGAUCGAAGAACAAGCAAAAACGAAUAAUCCCGAUGCCAUAGAAUUCUGGCCUUAUACAGUCAAAAAUGCUGUUAUGUACGUUCCUGAUGGCGCUAAGCUGACAGCAGCAGAAAAAAUCGAACAAGCUAAACAUGUUCGUUCUAUACAUCAUACGAAUACUCGUUUCGAAGUCGAUCCUUUUACAAUUAAACCUGACUCUUCCAGCCAUUCCGCAACACCAGCUGGUUCACGCCCAUCAGCUCAACCCAAAUUCGAUAUCAAUGGUCAAGAAAUCAAAGAUUCACAAAGUCCAAAAAUAGGGGGCUAUGGAUUUGUUGUUACACCAUCACCCAUGCCAGGCGCCCAUGGCGAUGAAUCACCUAUGAUGACUUGGGGCCAAAUCGAAGGCACACCCUUCUGUUUGGAUGCAGGCAGUGAAACUCCACGUACACUUACCAGUGGACCACAAUUCAAGAUUAUCGAAACACCUCUACGAGAACAAUUAGCUAUGGAAUUAGUAGAAAAAAAUGCAGCACAACAUCGUCAAAAGAAACUAGAAGCAAUGAAAACUAUUAAUCGAAAUUUUUCAUCCUCUAGUAAUACAAAGCAAACAAAAGAAUUGCUUGUAUCAAAUAUGAGUCCAGCAGCUCAACGUCUUCUGACUAAUCGUCUCGGUAUUCAACGCACGCACUCCACCAGCUCACAAAGACAAAAUGCAUUGACACCGUCACCCGUUGUUCGCGAUGGUCUUCUUGGUGAUCGAACGCCGCGAACACCGUUAAACGUUGGAAUUAUUAAACACACGCCAAAAGCAUCCAAUUUAACGUCAACAUCUACUGCGCCGUCAGCCAGUAGUUUAACAGAUAACCUUCUAAACUUGAAACGAUGA